AUGCAGGCCGAUGUCGGGUGUCCGUGGGCCCCACCUUGGUGGGACGCCACGAUUCCUCAAGGUCGAACCAUCCACGCGGCGGCGGGAGCCGCCGCGCAGGCCGCCGCGCCGCGGCGGGCCCGCUGGAGAGAGGCAGCGCCGUGCUUGCCGCUGCGGGAGCUCUCCCGCGACGUGUGCCCGCGGCGAUGCUUUCGCCUUGCAGGCGAUGCUGCGAUCCGGGCGGCCGCGGAGGUCCUGGUCUUCGCCAUCGCCAUCGUGGCGCACUCGCUGAUCUUUUCGAAGCACACGGUCCAGGGAAAGGCGCGCAAGGCGCGGCCCGCCCCCGGCCCCCCCGCGAAGCUGGGCAGGGCCGCCGCGGGCCGGGAGGCGCCGGGCGCCGGCCCGCGGGCGGGUCCCGCGGCCGCGCCCUGCGGCGCGCUGCUCCGCGGGGCCGGCACGGCGGAGCAGGUGCUCGCGGCGUACGAGGGGCAGCCUGCCGCGGCCGACGUGCUGGCCGACCCCCAGGCCGGCAAAGCCGUGGCGGCGGCCGCGAUCGGGUGCGGGCGGAGGGACCUGCUACGGAGGCUCGUGUCCGCGUCGCCCGGGGGGCCGCGCCAGGUGGGGCUCCUGAAGAGCUUCGGCGCCGAGCAGGACCUGAGUGCCGCCCUGCAGGUCUUCGAGGCGUGCCCCGAGAAGACGGUUUGCCUCCACAACGCGCUCCUGGACAUCUGCGUCGAUCUGCGGGAUAUGGCAGCGGCCGAGCGAGUGAUGUCGAGGGCCGCUGAGGCAGGCGUAGCCGACGUGUGCACCUACAACAUCAUAAUCAAGGCGUACCUCAAGAGUGGCGAUCUCCCCCGUGCCCGGUCGGCUAUCCGGGCUAUGCGGUCUGGCGGGCUCGUGCCCAACGCCGUCACGUUCAACGAGCUGAUCGACGCGGCGGUGAGGGCAGGCCGCGAGGACGUGUGGGGCCUGGUCGACGAGAUGCGGGCCUGCGGGGUGAAGCCCAACCAGGUGACCCUCUCCACCUUGCUGAAGAACGUCCAGCGCUCCUCCAGGGUUGCGGACCUGGAGAGGACGAUCGCCAUGCUCGACGCAAUGGACGAGUCCCUGGACGAGGUGCUCCUCGGCUCGGUCUGCGAGGCGUGCAUCCGCGCCGGGCGGGCGGACCUCGUGGCCACGCAGCUGAAGAAGAGGCGCGGGGGCGAAGGCGGCGGGAGAGUCCGCGGCGCGCACACGUUCGGGAGCCUCAUCCGCGCGCACGGCUUCAUCCAGGACCUGGAGGGCGUGUGGUCCACCUGGAACGAGAUGAGGUCCGCUGGCAUACUGCCCACCAGCAUCACGCUGGGCUGCAUGGUCGAGGCCGUGGUCAGCAACGAUGGCCCAGACGCGGGCCUCGGACUCAUCCUCGACAUGCGCGCCGACGGGGCCACGAGGCCGCUGCUGAACGCGGUGAUCUACUGCUCAGUGCUCAAGGGGGUCGUGAGGGAGAAGCGGUUCGACCGCGUGUGGGACAUAUACCAGGAGAUGCAGGCGGAGAAGGAGCAGCUGCAGUUUUCCGUCACGACCUACAACACCCUCAUCGACGCCUGCGCCCGCAGUGGCGACAUGAGCACGAUCAUCAAGGGCCACUGCCAGGAGAAUCGCCUCGACGAGGCUUUCGAGCUGCUCGAGAACAUGAAGCGGUCCAAGGGUCUGCAUCCGGACGAGAUCACUUACAACACGCUACUUGACGGCUGUUCGCGCCACGGCAUGUUUGACCGUGGUAUGGAGCUUCUUCAGGAGAUGCAGGAUGCCGGCGUGCCCCCCAGCAACUUCACGCUCUCCGUGCUGGUCAAGCUGGCGAAGCGCAGCCACAUGGUCGACAAGGCCUUCGAGGUCUGCGAUGACAUCUCCAGGAAGUACCGGCUCCGGCUGAACGUCCACGUGUUCAACAACCUGAUCCACGCCUGCACCGCGCAGCACGACGUGGACCGGGCCCUGGGAGUGUUUCGCCGCAUGCUGAAGGAGCGCGUCCACCCCGACGGUCGCACGUACUCCCUGCUUCUGCGCGCCGCGGCCGACCGCGGCGACGCCGAGGAGGCCGCCGCGCUGCUGCGCGCCGCCGUCGGGCUGCCCGACCCGCACCCGCUGCUGGCCGGCGCCGGCGCCGCCGCGCUGCAGCUGCGGGGCGCGCCCCCCGCCGAGCUGCUGUCGGAGGGCCUCGAGGGCAUCGCCAAGCUCAGCGAGCCGCUGGCGCUGCAGCUGGUGAAGGAGAUGAGGCCGCUCAGGUCCGUGAGGCUCGACUCCAGGCUCGUGCUGCGGCUGGCCUCGAAGCCAGGCCCGCCGCGCCGCGGGCAGUGA
Molecule: messenger RNA, 2319 nt
Organism: Prorocentrum cordatum
Lineage: Eukaryota; Dinophyceae; Prorocentrales; Prorocentraceae
Source: the annotation of a GenBank genome assembly